Messenger RNA from Monopterus albus (swamp eel), 1394 nucleotides. It is a transcript of the gene cist1, whose product is annotated as colon, intestine and stomach enriched 1. The transcript has 4 exons. Bases 17 to 1003 code for a protein of 328 amino acids. The record is from RefSeq and is a predicted model, not a curated record. Lineage: Eukaryota; Metazoa; Chordata; Actinopteri; Synbranchiformes; Synbranchidae.
UCUUUCAUUUCUCAACAUGGCUGCAGUGAUGCACCUCACUUUACUAGUGUCCCUGUUUGCAGUUACAGGCUGUACAGUCACCAUCACUCCAUCUGCAGGUACACAGGAACCACAGUUAACCACAGAUGCUAGUUUGGCUGUGUUUGAUGAUAAUCCAUCCACUGUGCAACCCACCAACAGCACAACACAGCACCCAGAUACAACACACAAGAGUAGCACUGCAGCCACUUCAGAAAAAGUAUCAUCGUCACUAUCGCCCUUAACUUCCCAACAAACACCUAAUGGGACAGUGGAGACACAUCCCAGCAUCCUUCCUGAGACUACAAUGACCAACCAGAUGAUCAACCAGACGAGCAACCAGACGAUCAACCAGAUGACCGACCAGAAUACGGACCAGAUGACGGACCAGACGACCAACCAGACGACUGACCAGAUAAUCAACCAGAUGAUCAACCAGAUGACCAACCAGACGAUCAACCAGAUGACCGACCAGAAGACGGACCAAAAUAUGGACCAGAUAAUCAACCAGACAACCGACCAGAUGACCGACCAGAAUACGGACCAGACGACCGAUGAGAUGACCGAGCAGAUAAUCAACCAGACGCCCGACCAGAUGAUGGACCAGAUGACCGACCAGACAACCGACCAGAUGACGGACCAGACGACCAACCAGACGACUGACCAGACAACUAUCCAGUUGACCAACCAGAUGUUCGAUGAGAAAAGCACUUUCACAUUUACAGACCCACCACCAGACAUCACAGGAGCCAGCAACCAAAAUGCAUCCCACCCAGUUUUUUCACAAGAAACUGAGGAACGUAAUGUGGAAUCAAGCCCUGGCCUUGCGGCCAUCCUCUGUAUCUUCUCUAUCAUCCUUGUCCUUGUGGUGGUGGUUGCCACACUGAAAUGCAUUAAAUCACCGAGGUCCAACUUUGAGAGGCUUGAAGAUUUGCCAAUGGGCACUGUAAACGAGGUGUCUCCAUUUGCCCAGUACGCAAAAUAACAGACCAGACAUUGUCACACACCGAAGUCCAGGAGGAGGAGUCCAGAAAUGUCAUCCACGCCAGCAGUGAUUCCACUUCUACACAACUCUCUGUCCUGCUCUUUACAAAACACUUUUGUCAGUGACAGUAAAUAUAUUUCCUGGUCAGCUUUGACCUUUGACCUGUUUAUUUGGUGGCUUGUGACUCUGCUGCUCUGAAGCUUAAUCAGAAAGGGAAUCAGCCUAAAAGGUACAAAUGUAACGUUUACCAAGUUGGUGAUGUCUAUCCUCAUAAGCACUUACAAUUCAUUAUUGUAUUUUUACAUUUAACAACUGUGGUUGUAAGAAUGAAAUGUAUUCCUUGAUGAUUUUUGGAUAUGCACAUUUACUUAGAUGUAUACUUUGUGUUAUC